CGGACUGGGGCCGCCCCCUCCACCCGAGCCCCGGCCCCGGCCCCCGGCCCCGAGGCGCCAGCCCAGGCCGCCCGACCCCGCCGGCCCCUGAGGCCCCCAGCCGCCGUCACGGGAAACAAUCCGACGUCUAUGUGGGCUCAGGCCGGACCCGUUUGGCCACUUGCGAGCUGAUGGCAGAACCCGUCGGGCGGCUUCGGGGAGCCCCGGCCGCCUUUCCGCUCCUGGCUGGGAGAAUCGAAAACCAGUAAAACGGGUCUGGCCGAGGUGAUCCUCCUCCCUGCGCGCCCGCGCGCUGCUCGCUCUGCCUCCCGGCCGCGGACGGCCCCGGCUCGGGCUCGGAGGUCGCCGGGCCACUGGCCAUGCUGGACACAGAGGGGAAGUAGAGGCUAAGGAGUCGGCCCACACCCCGAGGGCCACGAGGAGCCAUGGACAGGUUUACGGAGUCACUCAACAGGCUGAAGGACAUCCAUGAGAAAGAGGUUCUGGGCCUGCAGAGCAAGCUGCUGGAGCUGAACUCCGAGAGGUGCCGGGACGCCCAGCGGCUCGAGGAGCUCUUCGCCAAGAACCAGCAGCUCAGGGAGCAGCAGAAGGCACUGAAGGAGAACGUGCGGGUUCUGGAGAACAGGCUGCGGGCCGGCCUGUGUGACCGCUGCAUGGUGACCCAGGAGCUGGCCAGGAAGAGGCAGCUCGAGUUCGAGAACUCCCACCUCCAGAGCCUGCAGCACAUCUUCCUCCUCACCCAUGAGAUGAACGUGCUGAAGGAGGAGAACACGGGCUUGAAGGAGGAGGUGAAGCGGCUUCGGGGCCUGGAAGACCAGCCCAGGCCCCUGAGCAGGGACGGCAUCUCGGACCCCCCCUCGCCCCUGCUGCUCCCCUCCCCAGGCAGCUGGAAGCAGCCAGGGGGCCACGAGGAAGCUGAGGACGAGCCCCCGAGCGCAGAGAAGUCGCUGGGGUACAGGACGUCUCCAGUGGCCAGAAUCUCCCCGAGUGCCAACCUGCCUGAGCUGCGGGCCCCGGACAUGAGUCCCCAGCACGUCUCCAACCAGCUGCACGGGACCAUCGCUGUGGUGCGGCCCGGGCCCCGGGUGUGCCCCCCGGAGCGCGGAACCACCGAUGGGACGCCCCCGCCACCCACCAGGAACAGCCCGCCCAGCCCACCUUCCGAGCACAGCCUUCCCCUGGACAGCUUCCUGCGGGCCCCCCGGACCCCCACCAUGACCUACGGGUCACUGAAGCGCUGCCUCCAGGCCGGCCGCCUGUGUCUCCUGAACCGGCACCUGGCCCUGCACCCCCGCAGCCCCCGCAGCAUGCCCCCGGCCCCCACCAGCCCCCUGCUGCAGGGCCCGCAGGCUGGGGAGCCGGAGGCCUGGGAGGGGCCCGCAGGCCUGCUGGACCUGGAGGACACGCGGGACGCCCGGCUGGAGGGUGCACUGCACCUGCUCCUGGCUCGGCAGCAGCGGCAGGCACGCGUGGGCCGGGCAAGGCUGGGGGGCCCGCCCGCCCCGGGGGAGACGCCGCCCUCCCUGCUGGCCGGCUCCAACCCCGAGUGCCCUGAGAGCCAGGCAGCCGGGACGGCGGUGAGCGCAGUGGCCCUGACCGGGGGACGGCCCCCACGGCCCCCAGCCCCAGGCAGCCCCAGGGCCCAGGACUAUGCCCCCGACAAGCCCCUGGACCUCUCAGAUCGGGGCCGGAGCCAGGAUGUCCCCAAGCCCGUCCACCGGCCCAGGUCACUGAGCCCCCCAGCUGCCCAUGCUGGCAGCCCCGGGUCCCCACAGGACGCUGGGGCACCUGCCAAUUCCAGGCCCCCGACCCCCAGCCCCUGCGUGCUCAGCAACUGCACCAAGAGGGCCAGGGCAGCCGAACCAGAGCGGCCCCCCACUGCCACGGACCCCCCACCUCCUCUCCCAGGGCAUCGCCCCAGCCUGCCCUCUCCUGGCGGGACGGGAACUGAGGCCAGAGGGAGGCCAAAGCCGCCCCCCCACCCCCAGUGGCCUGACGCCGACGGCCACCAAGGUAAAGGGCCCAGGAAGGCCAGUGUGCAGACGGCCGACUCGGAGGACCCGGAGGAGCCAGACUCCUCGGACAGCGAGGUGGCCUUGAGCUCUGAGGCGGGCACCAAGCCGAGUGUGCCAGGGGAGGGGCCCGGGUGCUUCUGCACCCAGGAGUGUGGGCAGAGUCUGCAGCAGAAGCGGAAGUGGGACGCGGACCCCGGGGGCAAAGCCCCCAAGAAGCCAACCCAAGGGAGGAGGAAACCGCAGGAACCUCUGACCGACGCUGAGGGGCCCCAGAGCCCGAGGGGCAUGGAGGACAGCAGCCCCUCGCCCAGCGACAGGGACUGGCAGCAGACCUAGCCCAGGCCCCCAACCUGCUCAGACUGGCCCCACAGGGCCCCCAGCACCCCUGACCACACCACCAAACCUGCAGACCACCCAGGCCUGGAUUUGCAGGGUACAGCUGCCUGGGCUGGGGUCCUGCCCCACUUCCAGUGGGGCAGUAAGGCCCUGAGAGGCCCUGGGCUGGCCUCCACCCCGGCCUCCACCCCGGCCUCCACCCCGGCAGCCUCAGAUGCACCCACCGCCCCACUGCCCUCAGCCCAGCAGCUGCUCUUUGGGGGUCGUGGGGGGAAGGGGCGCAGAGGCAGGUCAUCAGCCCACAGCCCUGCUGCCACCUCUGGGCGGGGGAAGACGGACCACCCCAGGUUCCAUGGGCUCCGGCAGUCUCCAGCACCCCCUCGCGGCCUGCCCGGCAUCGGCAGCAGUGGGCAGCGGUGGGCACAGCACCUUCCUGAUGGGCCCCAGGGCACUCGGAGAAUAAACAUGGAACAGAC
Messenger RNA from Choloepus didactylus (southern two-toed sloth), 2827 nucleotides. RefSeq names its product RBBP8 N-terminal like (gene RBBP8NL). Lineage: Eukaryota; Metazoa; Chordata; Mammalia; Pilosa; Megalonychidae. Gene Ontology annotation, molecular function: flap-structured DNA binding; Y-form DNA binding; single-stranded DNA binding. Gene Ontology annotation, biological process: DNA double-strand break processing involved in repair via single-strand annealing; double-strand break repair via homologous recombination. Gene Ontology annotation, cellular component: site of double-strand break. The record is from RefSeq and is a predicted model, not a curated record. The transcript has 14 exons. Bases 426 to 2351 code for a protein of 641 amino acids.